Messenger RNA from Ixodes scapularis (black-legged tick), 1059 nucleotides. RefSeq names its product monocarboxylate transporter 9-like. Gene Ontology annotation, biological process: transmembrane transport. Gene Ontology annotation, molecular function: monocarboxylic acid transmembrane transporter activity. Lineage: Eukaryota; Metazoa; Arthropoda; Arachnida; Ixodida; Ixodidae. The record is from RefSeq and is a predicted model, not a curated record. Bases 1 to 1059 code for a protein of 352 amino acids. The transcript has 6 exons.
AUGGUAGCCUUGGGAUGUUCUGUAGGCCUUAUGUUGCCACCCCUGCAUAAAAAGUUUUCUGUGACAUCUGUCAUGGUUGCAUCAAGCGUUCUAGCAUCACUUGGCUUAAUGGCAUCAGGAUUUGCGCCUAAUAUAGCAUGGAUUUCUGUCACGCUAGGUGUGAUUCACGGGUUUGGGGCCGGCACAACUUACAUGUCGGGCAACCUCCUUACGAUGAUGUAUUUCGACAAGCUCAGGGGCGUGGCCCUGGGCUUCACGUCCGUCGGAUUGACACUGGCCGGGAUGGUUUUCCCACGCUUACUUUCAGCCUUGAAGGACUCCUACGGGUUCAGCGGCAGUUUCUUUAUAUGGGGAGCUCUGAUAAUGAACCUAAUCCCACUUGCGUGUUCACUUAAGGUGCCGCCCUGGCACACCCCUACAAAACGUGGCCACAGUUCGGCUCCGAGUAAUUCCCUCGUCACCUCCAAUGAAGUUAAUGGCAGUCUUAAAUACAGCACAGAUCGCUGCGGAAACAGUGAUAGCCCAAGGAGUCCGAACCCCGGUUUCUGGAAGUCAGUAAUAGACGUCACUCGGAAUCCAAUCUUUUACGUGCUCUUGCUAUCUGCGGCAAUCUUCUACGCUGUCGAGUACGUUAUCUUUACGACGAUCGUCGAUUAUGCGGUGGAUAAUGGGUGCGUUUGUUUGCCCCUGUUGGCUGAUAAGGGACUUUUACCCAGAAAUGUGUUGCUCACUCUGUGUUUGCUUCUAAUGGCGACGUCCCUCUUGGUUCUUCCGUAUGCGGUUGAUUUUUGGAUGAUUGUGGUCGUGUGCACCUGUAUGGCAGCUGGCUACGGCAGUACUUACGUGAUGCACGAUGUCUUGCUGGUCGACUACUUUGGAGUGGAGCAACUCGUCGCCCUGUACGGCAUCAUGGGUGUCGCGAAGGCUCCGCUUUUGCUUCUGACACCGAGCUUCAUAGGAAUAUUCAGAGACACUCAAGGUUCCUACGAUAACCUCUACCGUCUUGAAGGCGGCCUACUUAUGUUUGCCGGGCGAGUCUGCGGUUAUUGUCAUGACUAA